Molecule: messenger RNA, 9144 nt
Organism: Culex pipiens pallens (northern house mosquito)
Lineage: Eukaryota; Metazoa; Arthropoda; Insecta; Diptera; Culicidae
Gene: tx
Product: helix-loop-helix protein delilah
Exons: 3
Coding region: 1073-2239 (388 amino acids)
Molecular function (GO): protein dimerization activity
Source: RefSeq, a predicted model, not a curated record
UGGCCUGGUGGGUCCGUCCGCGAGUCUCAGUGCGAUUGCGUCUGUCGCGCGGGUUGGAUGCGAGUCUCGGAAGGUUUUUUUUGGAAGAUCAACGGUCGCGUACGAUCAGCUGUUUGCGAAGGAGUUGUUGAGUGGUGGCGGAGUUCGUGUUUGGGCGGUUGGUGAAGAAACCGAAAGUGGUGGUCUGCGCCCAUACGCGGGUUGUUCAAGUGGAGAUAUACCUUAGUGGUUGGUGGCGCCAGCGUAGUAGAAGAUCCUCCCGGGGGUGAUCGCGAAGGCGUUACGGAAAGUGAUUUUGGAUUUCGAAGGAGGUUGUGAUCGCGGCGCAACAAAAGCAAAACACGGGUGAAGAAUUGAUCAUUACCAUAUACUCAAGUGGUGAUUGUCCGGCGCGGAACUUCAGGUCGCGGUCAAGGAAGAUAACCGCUGGAGGUCUCCGUACGAUCGAACACAAAGAAGUGCACGCGGUGACGGCGAAGGCGGCCAGACAACCGGACUAACUCCGCAUAAAAGUGGAGUUAUAAGUUGCGAAAUUUUAAUAAACAGCACUGCAUACGAUUAUCGCGGAUAAUCUCGGUGGAUUUUCAUACCUUGGCUGGAAGCUGAACAGGCAGUUCAAGAAGUUGAUCGGUGAACGGUGAUAGUGACCGGAGCAACUCCGAAGGGAAGAUACGCGGUGUGCCUGGAGUGCGGUGCAGAGUGGUCGCGGAGUCGUUAAUAAUAUUUUAAAAGAUCGUUUUGUGGAGUUGAAGCGAGAAAAAAAAAGGCAGCGGUAUUACAAGCCGCGACGCGGUGAUCGCACAGAUAUUUAUCGAAGAAUUAAAUUAUCGUUUUGCGCUAGUGGUUGUUAAGGAUUGUAGUACUGCAGAUCGACGAGACCAGGUCGUCGAUUCGGGGGCUACCGUCGGCGCCGACGGAACGACGAUUGUUGGAUAGCAAAUUGACCACGAUCCUUGCUGCCAGUCACCACGUAGUACCACGCAGUACGUCAGCUGAUAUCGUCGAAAUUGCACUAUGGUAUAGCACCUAACCUGAACCACAAAGUACAAACCUGCAACACUCUUCAGCAAAAAUGCACCACACGCUGAAACCGCUCGGCCACCUCAACUUCCACCAGAUGCCCAUCAUGGCGGCGCUGGCCGACGCCAACAACAACAGCAACAGCAGCAUCAGCAGCCUCACGAGCAGUCUCAGCAGCAGCAGUCCAAGCAGCGGAAGUGACGAAGCCAUGGCCAAGAAAGACUCGGAGAAGUACUCCCUAAGGCAGCGCCAAACCCGGAGGUCCACUCCGGCGGCCAAAGCCAGUGUGGCCGCCGCUGUAAGCGAGAAGAAGACGGUUCCGAAGGAGAAGCCCAAGCAGAAGGCACCACCGUUGAGCAAGUACCGACGGAAGACGGCGAACGCCCGCGAGCGGACCCGUAUGAGGGAGAUCAACAGUGCGUUCGAGAAUCUGAGGCAAGCGGUGCCGGUGGCGGUGGCCGGGCCCAGUGGGAACCAAUCUCCGGUGGGAUCGCCGGGCCAGAGUGGGGCGAACGAGAAGCUGACGAAGAUUACGACCUUGCGGUUGGCCAUGAAGUACAUCCGGAUAUUGAGCGACAUCCUGAACAACGAGGACGGUAGCUUGAUGAUUGACAACAACAAUGACGUUGACAUGGUUAAUCAUAACGACAUUGAGCGGGAGGUCAUGCUGAAGGGGGCGUUGCUGAACGAGACCAUCUUCAAGGCAGUGAGCCCAGCGAUGGUCAAGACGACUCCGAGUAAAAAGGCUAACGCAAACCUUUCAACCCCAAAAAAAGCCAAACCCAAGAAAUCCCCCAGCAAAGCGUCCACCCGGAAGUCCUCCCGAAACUCCAAACCCAACAAACCACCCUCCCUGAACCUGAUGCCCAGCCUCGACGCCAAGGACGACCUACUCGACCUAGGCAUGAUGCUCGACUCGGACAACGACUCCCUCCAUCUGUCCGAGCCCUGCCUGAGUCCACCCCUCCCCUCAACCACCUCCCUCCACAAGCAACCCUUCGGAACGACCUCCUGCAACUCGAUCGUCGGCGGAACCGUCGUGACCCCGCCCAGUCACGCGGACCUGGAGUUUGGCCUGUUCCUCGAGUCGGACGCCGAUUCGCUCCAGCUGUCCGAGCCCUGUCUCAGUCCGCUCAGCCACCUGGACUCGCUGAACCCGUUCAACGAUCUGCUGCACACGGGGUUCAACGAGCAGACGGCGCUCGAGCUCUACUUAUAACGAUUACAGAUUACUUCCAGAGUAGCAUUCCAAUAAGCAAGCAACAAAUAUGCCCGUGAUAGAAAUGAAAAUUCCUCUUACUUUGUAGCGAUUGUUAGGAUUUAAGUGAAAACGUGCAUUAGAAUAUUCGUGUUUGUUUGUAACCUAUUUAUUCUCAGUGUGUCAUAUUAGGUAAGGAGAUCACGAAGUGCAACUUAAGUAGCCAGAAAAAAAGUCAACGUCACAAAAAGUUUUUAGAGCAUACUUUAAUUAAUCUACUUUCACUGUUAGUAAAUAGAGAAUGAGUAUGGAGCAUUGUUGUCGAACAGUUGUCGGAUUUCUUUUCAUUUUAUUAGAACGUUGCAAAUAUUUUCCAAAGUUUAUGUCACCUCCUCUUCAAAUUUAUCUAAAAAAUUAAGUGGCAAAGAACAUGUUUUUUUUUAUGAAAACUUCACAAUUUAAUUGAAAAUAGAAGUCUAAUCAACUGAAAAUAAUAUAAAUUGUAUGUUUCUGCAUUGGCAAUCAUAAUUAACAUGAUAUUAUGAUUUUUUUUAUGAAUUUCUAAUGUAUAGCAUGAGCAUGAGCAUGAGCAUGGUUUUAUGAAUUUCUAAUGUAUAGCACCAAAAAACAUUUAGUUUUUACAUGUUUUAGAAACCAAUUUUUGCAAUACACUUUUUUAAUUCAGGUGUUGAAACCAUGGCUCGUAAUUUCAUUUUUAAUUUAUUUUUCUGUUAUUAUUUUGGGUUAUUAUAACAGGUAAUCUAGGUGUUUUUAUAACAAGUCCCAAACUUGUGACAAUAACAGAACUUGAACUUUUCCAGUUAAGUGAAUCUCCUCGGGUAUCAAUAGAAAAUGGAAAUAACAAUCCAUCCAAUUAAAAAUUUGUUGUAAAAUGCAUUAUUUCACAGUACAGUGGUAUUGCAAUCUUUAGUUUUUAAAAAAUCUUUGUUUCGAGGAUUUUUUUCUGGAAUUAAAAAAACUCUAAAAAAUCAUAAUUUCCUACCAAGCAAGCACUAUAUUUUCAAAUAUUUUAGAUUUACUUGUUAUGUUGAAACUAUUGGUUUGUUUUCAAAAAAACACUUUUAGCAUUUUGUGAACAUUCGGCAAUUGCAUUGUUUUUUAAACGAUUGGCAUUAAAAACAGGUUUCAUCAAACUUCACCCAAUUAUGGAAAAUAUUAGUACAAACUCGAUAAUCCGAAGGCCUCGGAAGAAUUUCACUUCUGAUAAUUGAAUCACGAAAAAACAUUUUUUUCAAAUUUGAAUAAAACGAUGCUAAAAAUAAGAAAAAAAAAUAACUCCAAAAAACAUUUUUCCCCCAUAUGUUCAAACCUUCGAAUAAUCGAGGCUUCGGAUAAUCGAGUCUGGACUGUAAUUUAUUUAGAAAAAAACCAAAACGAUUGAUAUCAUUUUAAAUUAAUUUUGUUAUUUAGAAAUUACGAAAGGUGACCAGAGUCACCUCCACUAGCAUUGUCUUAAUAAUUAACCAUUUCGCAUAAUUUUAAAAUACUUAAAUCCCAAAUUUUGAACUUUUCAAAUAAAAUGAUUGGUUCAAUCAAGAUUAUUGUUCGAAAAUAAAUAUAUCAAGAUUGAAUAUUCGAAAAUAAAUACUUAUAUGAUGUUGCAAAUCGGACCAAAGGUUUCAGAAACUUAUUUUGCAGCCACCUGUCAGAUCAAUAAAAUUCAAAUUAGAAAAUUUUAGGAAAUUUUCUCAGCUUUCAAGAUUAAUUUUACAGAGUAAUUUUUAGCAGUUUAUACAACAAGUAGCAAAAAGAAGAUUUUCAGCACCAUUCCUAACCAAACAAUUUGUUAUGAGGUUCCCAAUGAUUCUUAUGUAAAAUUGUUCAGGGAACAAGAUUACGAUAAAAAAAUGAUAAAUUGGAAAUUUUGUCAAAACCACUUUCAAAAAACUUAUACUGUGAUAAAAUAAUAUUGGGUACAUUUGAGGGUUGAUAUUGUAUAUUUAUCGAGUUCCUUGAAAAAUUGCAUAUGAAAUGGAAUCGGAAGCUAUGAGUAAAAGAAAAAAAAGUUUAUUUGAAAAUCAUAAAAACAGGCGGUGCUGAUUGGUUCCUACUCUUCAUCUGUAGUCCACGGAGCAAUUCUUGGAGGUCCUGGUCAAUAACAGAGUAGCAACUACGGGUAGACACCAAUGCUAAAUCGUAAAAAAGGGCGGUGCUAAAAUAAAGGGAAGGUCCAAUCAGCAUCAAAGUUGGGAUAUCUGUUAAAUAUCGAUAGACGAACGUUUUCUCCAAGUUUCGUCUAAAUAGGUGAUGGUCGAGUCCAUAAGUGUACCCAGUUGACUUUUUUUUUUAUUUAAACCAUGUUAAAAAAAUCAAGGAACAGAUUUUUGUUCAAUUCAAUAUUGAAACGUGACUCUGCUCUGAAUGCAAAACCAAUUAAACAAAAAAUGUGAUAACUAUUUUUAUAAUUCGAAAUCAAAAUUAAAAGUUUCGAAGGAAAUUUAAAAUUAUUUCAAUCACGCUCAUGUUGUUUGUUUAUUUGUUUUAUUUCCACCAUGAAUCAAUUUAAAAAGCUCCUAUGACCACCACGCUGCGCCCCCUUAAACCCAAAUUACCUUAAGGCUCCACGCCUCCACAAUUUGCUUUGUUGAUUUUUUUUUUCAUUGCUAACAUCUUUGCCUCCAGCACCAUCGCAGCAAAUUUGCUCUCAUUUUUCCUCCAUUGUUUUCCACUCGGCGAUUAAUUCCCACACCGACCGACCAGCUGGACCGUGACGAAAACUCCGCCCACGCUUUUUUCUGCUGUGCACCUUUGUUGGGGUUGGGGCAGUGUGUUAAAGACUAUAACUGGCGUGAAACAUGCGCAACAGUAGCAUGUUUUGUACACCGCUGCUCGGUUUUAGAUCUACUCCAUUUUCAAGGCACUUGUUCCAUAGGUUUACACUGAAGAAAAUAAUACAAUUAGUUUUAUUGUUUUGCUUCAAUUUUUUUAAAGUUUCAAAAAUGUUUUAAAUUUGCUGUUAUCUAAGAAUUUAUUUCAAAUUUUCAAAAUUCUUCAAAUAUCGAUUUUUUCCCGUGUUGGCUGGCGUCAACGUGGGUGGUGGGGAGAGCUGAAUGGUGUAGGGGUGGCCACCAGGGGGUUUCAUUCACUCAUUCGGCAUCGUUCCGGUGCAAAUUGCGCAAUCGCGUACCACCAUUUGUGGGCAGACAUUAGGGCAUUUCAAUUGGCGGAAAAUGAAGCUCAUUAGCAGGGGGUGUGAAUUGGCAAUUGUUGCACAUUCUUUGUACGGACUUAUUAGGAAUGUAAACAUUUUAAAUGUUAAAAAUAUAAAGCAUGUAACUAUAAGCUUUUCAAUACAUCGAGUCCAUAAAAACUCAAUUGAUCAGUUACAAAUUCAAGAGAUUCCGAUUGGUGGCGCUGUGUAACGAAAUGUCACUCCAAAUGAUAUGUGUGAGUAGAGUCUGUAGAAACAAAAGAAUGGGGGCAUGACAUUUGUAAGAUCUACGAGGCCGACCUAAAAUAGGGCUAACGCGCGUGGUAGAUUUCGUUGUUUGUUUUAAUGCAAAUAAGAUGCAGGUGGGUUUGUCAGUCGGGCAAGUGUAACUGAUGUGGAAAUAGUCAAUUAAAAUACUAGCCAUUCCGAUGUCAACGGAUUGGUCCUAAUUUGGGUUUUGAGGGAGAUUUAUUGGGGCGCACUUGUUUGAAGAACUUGUUUGUCAUAUGGAUUUGCAGUUUCUUUCCCUUUAUAACUGUGGAUAUUUUUAUUAGUUUAUAGAUCAUUUAACACAAUUCAGCUGAUUUGCAAUCAUAGCCCGGAAAAACAAACAAAAUUUUGGUUUCCACUUUGGUUAGUACUUGGACUAUUUUCCAAUCAUAUGACAGACAUACAUAACGUCAUGAUUCGAAUUCCCUGACGCUUCGAAACCCGGACAUCUCCGUGAACAUCGUGAAACAUUCCACUGAAAUAUUUCAUGGGCGUCCGAUGCACCGGAAAGGCAAAGCAGAAAAUUACUGUUUUGAUUUCCUUAAAUUCUAACAAAUUUUUAUAUAAAAUAUCGAUUGUUUUGAUGUUAACAGCUUAUUUGAUAUCAAAAGAAUGCCAUUCACUUACAUUUCCGUCCAAAUUUGUGCGGUUCAUAAGCAAAAUCGAGUGUCCGGAAUCCGAAGCAAAAGUGUCCGGAUUUUGAAUCAGCUUUUAUCAGUGUCCGGGAUUCGAAGCACAACAAGUCAUUUUAAUUUUAAAAUUUUGAUGAUUUUUUUUUUAGAAAAUCCAUUUUUUGCAUGCAUUCUUUUAAAACUGACUGUUUAUACUACAUCCUGAUGAUAUUUCUACAUUUCCAAUUUGUUACAUGAUUUUUUGCCAGCUAUAACGAAAAUGAUAUACUACCAAGUGUCCGUCUUUCGCAUCAUGGCGUUAUUCAACGAUAAUGUUCUGUUUUUAAGUUUUUUUCAUUAGAGGUUACCCAGUCGUUUGGAGCAGUUGUUGAAAAGAACACCAAAACCUCGGAAAAAUAUUUUCACCGCACUUUGAAAAUUAAUUAAUCAUUUUCGACAUUAUUUUAAAAUCCUUAAAAAAAUAUAAGCAAUGAUUAUUUAUUGUUUUUAAAAUUUACAACAUGAACGAAAAAUUGGAAGUGCAUUGAAAUUGUUUUGUUCAAGAUUCAAAAAAUUUAACCAUUCAAUAUAUUUAUUUAAAGACCUUAAAAAUUACAAUUAAUCAUUAUUUGCAAAUCCACACAUUUUUUAUAGUUUUUGGUUGAUUCUUAUUUGAAAAAAAAAUCAAUGUAUAAUCCCUCUAACGCAAAUUCUAAAUAAAUUUGAAGUGUUUAUGAAUUUAUGAAACUUUCUUUUUCCCCUAAACUUUUUCGUCUUUUACCGAUCUGUGGUCUAAAAAUUCCGAAUUUAUUAAAACAUUGAAAAGUAAUUUUUCGAUUGAAAAGGCAUAAAUAAGCGUUAUACAUUGUGUUCUGAAUAGUAUACAGUUAAUUUAUUAAAAAAUAAGCAUUUUAAAUAUAGGUCAAUAAUUAUUGCAUUGUCAUCUUAUUUAAAAAAAUAUAUGGGGGAAAUAAAAUUUAAGAAACUAGGAAAAUCGAUUGAAAACUGUUUAGAAAAUUGUGUAUAUUUUCAUGAAUUAAUGUGAAUGUUUAUAUAAAUAUAAUUAAUUAUUCUUCUCACGUUUUAUCGCUAUUUUUUAAGAAUUGAGUUGAAACUUGUAAAUAUUUAAAAAUUUCAAUAAUGAAAUAUAAUUGUGGAUUUGAGUUAAAAUAUGCUCAAAACUUAUCAAGAAUGGUGAUCAAUUCUCAAAAUUUCUAGAAUCUUUUUGCAAACCAUCUCUACGAAAUUGGUAAACAAUCGAUAUCAAUCUUGAACUCUAUGAUUACCCAGUGAUUACUCAAAUUUAGAACCUAUUUAUGAUUCUCCAACAAUUUUAUAUAAAAUCAUACUAGUUGCCUUUCUGAGAUCAAUUAUAAAAUUUUCUUUGGUUGGUGUUCAAAUCGUUUUUUUUAUUCCUAAUCGUUUUCCUUGACUUUUUUUUAUUAUUAUAGUAAGUCGGACUUUUUUUUAAACAAAUAUCACAUUCUUAGUCUCUGAAAUUCCAUAUUAAUUAUUCAAAGCAUUCCCACAAACAUCAACCUAAGCUAUUCCAGCCAUAAACAUCACUCUUGCCAAUCCCGCGCGACAAAUCCGACAGCUCGCCGACAACUCUUGUUGCCACCGUCAAUUUCUUCAAUUAUGGCCAUAAAUUCUACUGCGAGAGAGACAGAGAUAGAAAAAAAGAAAACAUAUUUUAUACCUCAUAGUCGUUAAAACUAGCACACACACACACUUACAUGAAAAAAAAGUAAUAAUCAGUCCAGUAAAGUUGCAGCACAAAGCAGUAAAAAGUGCAGCAAAAAAAAAAAAAAAUAAUACUUUCAAAGCCAGAGCAAAACAUGCAAAUGAAGAGCAGUGCCUAGUACUUAAUAGCCAUCAACCACCCGCUAAAUCGGAUCAGCCAGCAUCAACAUUAGGGGGAUUGCGGAAAAAAAAUAGCUUAGAAGAGAAGAAAUAAGCCAACCUGUGUAAACACAGCGCUAGAGAUAAAUGUAAAUAUUAGUAUAACUAUUAUGAUUGUCACUAUUUAUUCGACGAGAUCGAGCGCGAGCGCGCACGUGGACACUUCUGGUCUGGCCUCAAGAAGCUUGCUGACAGCACACAGCUUUUCAUUUGAGCCGUUUUAACGUGUCACCAUAGACUAGGAUUGAAGACCAGGUGGAAUCAAACCGAAAUUUGAAACGGCCGCUCUCGGUUUGUGUCUCUGCAAUGUUAAAUGAACCCGUUGGUGGGUGUCUUCGCUAAAAAUCUAGAACAAAUCCUUUUGUCCAACUUUGUCUUCAUACCUAGUCUAUGCAAUCACCACGAAAAAGAAGUCUCCAACUCGUACCGUCAAUAUUGAUGAUAAAUACCGACGGAAAUUAUGUUUUCAAAACGGCUUAAAUUUGCAUAAAACAAUCACGCUGCUCGAGUCCGCUUGGAAUGCACUUUGCACCAGGCUUGAGAUUGGAUCAAACGUCCAGCUUUCAGGCCAAGUGACGCCGAUUGGCCAGACUUGGAGUUGGUCGCGCGCGCUGGUCAAUGUACAAACAUAUCGGAAAAGCUUCCCUCCUCCAUACGCGAAACAUUCCCAAUUAAGAGAGUAAAAUGUUAACUAGCCUUAAGUGUAAAGAUAUGCCACAGGACUUGUAAGCGAUAAUCAUGACGACGAUGAUGAUGAUGUAAUUGUAUAGAUUGGUCGAGAUUGUUCGAUGAUUCCCCCCGCAAUGAGCAUGUAAAUGUCUAGUUAUUGGAGUGUGUAAACGAGGCCUUGAAACGAGCCACUAUUCCGAAAUGCCAUUACUUGUUUAGUGAGUUAGGUGAAACUGUACAGACGAAACGAAUAGGGUCAAUUGAUGUUAUUAAACAAUAAAUAUUUAAAAUGUUAAACUUGA